UGAAAGAGUCAGCAUGCUGGUAAUUCUCCUGAACUGUGUCACUCUGGGCAUGUUCCACCCUUGUGAAGAUAUGGGCUGUGACUCCUCACGUUGCAAGAUUCUCCAGAGCUUUGAUGAUUUUAUCUUUGCCUUCUUUGCUGUGGAAAUGAUCAUCAAGAUGAUUGCACUAGGGAUUUUUGGGAAGAAGUGCUAUCUGGGAGACACAUGGAACCGUCUGGAUUUUUUCAUUGUUCUAGCUGGCAUGCUGGAAUACUCUCUGGACUUGCAGAAUGUCAGUUUCUCAGCUGUUCGGACUGUAAGGGUACUCCGGCCUUUGAGAGCCAUUAACAGAGUUCCUAGUAUGCGCAUCCUGGUCACACUGCUUUUGGACACACUUCCCAUGUUGGGGAAUGUUCUCCUCCUCUGCUUUUUUGUCUUCUUCAUCUUUGGUAUUGUUGGAGUCCAGCUUUGGGCAGGGCUGCUCAGGAACCGUUGCUUCCUACCAGAAAACUUCACAUUCCCAUACACAGUUGAGUUGGAACCCUACUACCAGACGGAGAAUGAAGAUGAAAGCCCCUUCAUCUGCUCUCAGCCUCGAGAGAAUGGAAUGCGUUACUGCCGCAGCAUCCCAACACGGAGGGAAGAAGGUCUGGAAUGCACCCUGGACUAUUAUUCCUAUAAUGACACCACUAACACCUCUUGUGUCAACUGGAACCAGUAUUACACAAACUGUUCUGCUGGGGAGCACAACCCUUUCAAAGGAGCAAUCAAUUUUGAUAACAUUGGAUAUGCAUGGAUUGCAAUAUUUCAGGUCAUCACUCUGGAGGGCUGGGUAGAUAUUAUGUACUUCGUCAUGGAUGCCCAUUCCUUCUACAACUUCAUCUAUUUCAUUCUCCUGAUCAUUGUGGGCUCUUUCUUCAUGAUAAACCUCUGCUUAGUGGUCAUAGCAACUCAGUUCUCAGAGACCAAGCAGCGAGAGAGCCAGCUGAUGAAGGAGCAGCGAAUCCGCUACCUCUCCAAUGCAAGCACUCUGGCCAGCUUUUCAGAGCCAGGGAGCUGCUACGAUGAACUUCUCAAAUAUCUCGUCUACAUCCUCCGUAAGGCCAGCAAGCAACUGGUGGAAGUCUAUCGAACAACAGGGGUGAGAAUGGGCUUUCUCUCAAGCCCAGGCAGCAAGAACAGCACAGAGAAGCAGCCGUGCAAACGUCGACCACGGAAAAGAUCAUCAGUGCAUCAUCUCAUUCACCAUCACCACCACCACCACCACCACUAUCACUUGGGCAAUGGAAGUCUACAAGCACCACGUGCCAGUCCUGAAAUUAGUGACGUGGAAACCAGCUCACUUCACAACGGUGCCAAUAGGCUAAUGCUCCCUCAAACAGCCAAUCCUCACCUUGCUUCCAGCAACAGUGAAUCUGUUCACAGCAUCUACCAUGCGGACUGUCAUUUUGAGCCAAUUCGCUGCAGAUCAUCUCUCCCGCCUCAGCCUGGUCUCAGCUUACCAGGACCAGAGGUGCUCCCCAGGACUGUGGUUGGCAGCAAGGUCUACCCUACUGUGCACCCAAGUAACUCCCAUGAGCUGCUGAAAGAAAAAGGCUUAGGAGAGCGCACACUGAAUCCAGGGGCUAGCACCUUGAUGAAUCUUAAUAUCCCGCCAGGACCAUAUAGCCCAAUGCAAAAACUAUUGGAGACACAGAGCACUGGUCCUUGUCAAAGUUCCUGCAAGAUUUCCAGCCAGUCUGGGAAACCUGAGAACAGUUGCAACCCAGAUAGUUGCCCAUACUGCAUGAAGACCUUGGUUAAUGAUCCAGAGCUGACAGACCAUGAAAUGGGAGACUCUGACAGCGAUGGGGUAUAUGAAUUCACUCAGGAUGCUCACUAUAGCGAUCAGAGGGAUCCUCAGCGUUGGAAAGCCCGGGGAAGAAACACUUUAAAAUGCCUAGCCUUCUGGAAGGUGAUUUGCAAGACAUUUCGGAAGAUUGUAGAUAGCAAGUACUUUGGCCGUGGGAUCAUGAUAGCUAUCCUGAUCAAUACCCUCAGCAUGGGGAUUGAGUAUCACGAGCAGCCUGAAGAACUCACCAAUGCCCUGGAAAUCAGCAAUAUUGUCUUCACUAGCCUCUUUGCCCUAGAAAUGCUUCUGAAGCUGCUUGUGUACGGCCCUUUUGGCUACAUCAAAAAUCCAUACAAUAUCUUUGAUGGGAUCAUAGUAGUGAUCAGUGUCUGGGAGAUAGUGGGACAGCAAGGUGGAGGCCUGUCUGUUCUACGGACCUUCCGCCUUAUGCGAGUCCUGAAACUGGUCCGUUUCAUGCCUGCUCUCCAGCGUCAGCUGGUAGUCCUCAUGAAAACAAUGGACAAUGUAGCCACCUUCUGCAUGUUACUGAUGCUCUUCAUAUUUAUCUUCAGUAUCCUUGGGAUGCAUCUCUUUGGCUGUAAGUUUGCGUCAGAGAGAGAUGGAGACACUCUUCCUGACAGGAAGAACUUUGAUUCCUUGCUCUGGGCCAUCGUUACUGUUUUUCAGAUAUUGACUCAGGAAGACUGGAAUAAAGUCCUGUACAAUGGCAUGGCCUCUACCUCUUCCUGGGCUGCCCUCUACUUCAUUGCCCUCAUGACAUUUGGGAACUACGUUCUCUUUAAUUUGUUGGUUGCCAUCUUAGUAGAAGGCUUUCAGACAGAGGGUGAUGCUACUAAAUCUGAUUCUGAUGUGGAGGUUUUCCCCCGUAGUCUGGAAGAAGACUGUGGACUUAAGAACAACUUUUCAAAUCCAGCCUUGAUGGCUCUUUGUGAACACCCAGAGCUAAAGAAGAGCUUGACACCUCCACUCAUCAUUCACACAGCCGCCACACCAAUGCCCAUGCCGAAAAGUGCCAUCUAUGGAGAAGUGGCUCAGAGCUAUGAUUCCCGAAGAGCUAGUAGCAUCUCCAUGGAUCCUAAUAUAUAUGAUCUCAAAUCACCGGUGAGCGCCCGGAGUUCGCCACACAGUCCUUGGAGUGCAGGAAGUAGCUGGAACAGCCGCAGGUCGAGCUGGAACAGCAUUGGGCGGGUUCCUAGCUUGAAACGCCGCCACCAAAGCGGAGAGCGCAAGUCACUUCUGUCGGGGGAUGGGAAGCAGAGUUCGGAGGAAGGGGAAAGCUCUGAUGAAGAGUGGUCCAGCCGGACUGGGAGCGUUAAUGGCACUAUACCUCACCGCAUGGAGUCGCUGGAAACCAAAGGCUCCUUUGACUUCCAAGAUACCCUUCAGGUGCCUUCUCUUUACCGGACCAGCAGCAUACACAGUAGCCACACCUCUGCAUCAGAGCACCAAGACUGCAAUGGAAAAACGGCCUCCAGAGUUCUGAUACAGCAACUUCAUUUGGAAGAUCCACUUCCUGAAUGUGACGAUUUGGACGAUGAGGGCAACUUGAGUAAAAAGGACCGUAUGAAGGCUUGGAUAAGGGCACGCCUUCCCGCCUGGUGCAAAGAAAGAGAUUCCUGGUCUGUCUACAUCUUUGCUCCUCAGUCUAAAUUCCGUCUAAUAUGCAAUAAAAUCAUUGCUCACAAGAUGUUUGAUCAUGUCGUCUUGGUAAUCAUUUUUCUGAACUGCAUCACCAUUGCGAUGGAACGUCCCAAAAUUGAGCCACACAGUGCUGAACGGAUUUUUCUCACGCUUUCCAACUAUAUUUUCACAGCGAUCUUCCUGGCUGAAAUGACUAUAAAGGUGGUGGCACUAGGUUUGUGCUUUGGUGAGAAGGCAUACUUGAGAAGCAGCUGGAAUGUGCUGGAUGGGGUGCUUGUUCUUAUCUCUGCGGUUGACAUCCUGGUUUCGAUGGUUUCUGACAGUGGCACAAAAAUCCUUGGAAUGCUAAGAGUCUUGAGGCUGCUGCGAACUCUCAGACCAUUAAGGGUCAUUAGCCGAGCACAAGGGCUGAAGCUGGUGGUGGAAACCCUGAUGUCAUCCCUAAAACCUAUUGGAAACAUUGUAGUCAUCUGCUGUGCUUUCUUUAUCAUUUUUGGCAUCUUGGGAGUCCAGUUGUUCAAAGGAAAGUUUUUUGUCUGCCAAGGGGAAGACACAAGGAACAUUACCAACAAGUCAGACUGUGCAGAAGCCAGCUACAAAUGGGUCCGGCACAAGUAUAAUUUUGAUAAUCUCGGCCAGGCCUUAAUGUCUCUAUUUGUUUUGGCCUCCAAAGAUGGGUGGGUGGACAUCAUGUACGAUGGAUUGGAUGCUGUAGGAGUGGAUCAGCAGCCAGUCAUGAACUAUAACCCUUGGAUGCUCCUCUACUUCAUCUCCUUCCUACUGAUUGUUGCGUUCUUUGUCCUCAACAUGUUUGUGGGAGUUGUGGUGGAGAAUUUCCAUAAGUGUCGUCAGCAUCAGGAGGAAGAGGAAGCCAAGAGGCGAGAGGAAAAAAGGCUCCGGCGGCUGGAGAAAAAGAGAAGGAGUAAGGAGAAACAGAUGGCUGAUCUAAUGCUGGAUGAUGUAAUAAUGGAGAGCUCAGCCAGUGCAGUGCCAGAGGCACAGUGUAAACCAUACUACUCUGAUUACUCUCGCUUCCGACUUCUGAUUCACCAAAUGUGCACCACCCAUUACCUGGAUUUAUUCAUCACAGGUGUGAUUGGGCUCAAUGUCAUCACCAUGGCAAUGGAGCACUACCAGCAGCCUGAGGUUCUUGAUGAAGCUCUGAAGAUUUGUAAUUACAUCUUCACCGUCAUCUUUGUCAUGGAAUCAGUUUUCAAACUAACUGCAUUUGGAUUUCGUCGGUUCUUUCAAGACAGAUGGAACCAGUUAGACCUGGCAAUAGUGCUCUUGUCCAUCAUGGGGAUCACGCUGGAAGAGAUUGAGGUGAACGCCUCACUGCCUAUCAACCCCACUAUUAUUCGCAUCAUGAGGGUCCUCAGGAUUGCUCGAGUGUUAAAAUUGCUGAAGAUGGCUGUAGGGAUGAGAGCUCUGCUGGACACAGUCAUGCAAGCACUACCUCAGGUGGGGAAUCUAGGUCUUCUCUUCAUGUUGUUGUUUUUCAUAUUUGCAGCUCUUGGGGUGGAGCUGUUUGGAGACCUUGAAUGUGAUGAUACUCAUCCCUGUGAGGGCUUAGGCCGGCAUGCAACUUUUCGUAACUUUGGGAUGGCCUUUCUCACACUCUUCCGUGUAUCCACAGGAGACAACUGGAAUGGGAUAAUGAAGGACACACUGCGAGACUGCGAUGAGGAAUCCACUUGUUACAACACCGUCAUCUCGCCUAUCUACUUUGUCUCAUUUGUGCUGACAGCUCAAUUUGUCCUAGUGAAUGUGGUGAUUGCAGUACUCAUGAAGCACCUAGAGGAAAGUAAUAAGGAAGCAAAAGAGGAAGCAGAACUGGAAUUGGAACUGGAGAUGGAAAUGAAGGCAAUCACCCCGGGUCCGCACCCGCCCUCUGACCCUUUUCUAUGGGCAGGCAGCAAUGCAGGAGAAAGGUCUGAGAGCCCAGGAGGAUAUGCCAAUCCCAUGCAAAUCAAGGUGGAUUCUCAGCUCUCAUUGGUUCACCCUAUGGAAAGACACUUGUUUGAUACCAUAUCACUGCUGAUCCAGGAAUCUCUGGAAGGAGAGUUGAAGCUGAUGGACAACUUGUCAGGCUCUGUGUGCCAUCAUUAUGCCCUUCCAACUACUGACAAUUACAACUCUGAGAAACAGGCCAAUCUUCCCUCCAGAAAUGACCCUCUGACUCUCUCACCUAGUAAAGACCUGCUAAAUGUGAGGAAGCCUUCUGUAGGCCGAACCCAUUCAUUACCAAAUGACAGCUAUAUGUUUCAGGCUCCAGAUAUUGACACCUAUAAUGCCUCCUCUGGAGAAAAGAAUUCAUCUCAUCAAAAAUCUCAGUCAGGCUCAGUAACAUCGGUGCAAUCUCAGCCUGCAAACAUAGAUGCUCUCCUACAGAUUCCAAGAGACCUCUUCCACCACCUCAAGCCCCAAUACAAUCUUGAGUGGGAAAGCAAAUCCAAAGUUCCUCGACCUGUGCAUUCUCCCUCUGCAGAACGGUUACUUCGCAGACAGAUGGCAAUAAGAAAUGACUCCUCAGAUACCCAUAGCUCAGAAAGCAGAGAGAACAUCUAUGCUGAGGUGAGUGAGCUCUCUGACCCAAAUUUGUCAGCUCCAUCCACUGAGGAUCUAUCUAUCACUCUGAUGCCCUCAGAAGCAAGAGAGUCAGCCAGCUGGGGAAGAUCGAGUGUCCAUACUCAACAACAUUCCUGCAAUCAGUAUAACAUUUCCAAGCACGUGCCGGAUUUGUGUGCCUGUACAGACUCCCUUCAAGAACUACCUGGAGACCCAAUGGACCAAGAAGUAUCAGAAAUAAACAGUUCUUUUACUUCAGGGACUUGUUCAGCCAUGAGUGCCUCUUCAGUGGUUCAAUCUGAGACUCCUAAGAGAAAUGUAGGCAACAGUGGCAACAUUACUUUGAAGGACCUGAAGAAGUGCUACAGUGUAGAUACACAGGGUCUUCUUAAAAAACCAUCAUCUUGGUUAGAUGAUCAAAGGAGACAUUCCAUAGAAAUUUGUUCCCUGGAAAACAGCCCUCAGCAUCAUUCCACAUCUAGUUCUUCUGGCUUCAUAAGUCAGGUCUUAAGUGAAAUGGAAGGCUUGCAAGGAACACGGCAGAAGAAAAAACUGAGCCCCCCAUGUAUAUCAAUAGACCCACCUGAUGAUCAGAGUUUGUUACUGAGGGGAUCGCACACCACAUCACCUAGUACAGAUGUUUGCUUGCGAAGACGUGCACCAUCUUGGGAUUCCAAGGAUUCAAUGGAAGCAGGGGACUCAACACUUCCAGACAGUAUGUCAAUAACUCCAACCCCAAAGAAAGACUUAUUGACUCUUCCUAGUUUUUCCUUUGAUCAAACAGAUGCCGACCCCUGAGUUUGUUUGUUUCCUGUUGUUGGUGCCAAAUGUUUCUUUUCUCCCUCAUGUAAUAAAUUAAACCUCUCUAUUCUAAAAUGGCACUGAUUUUUAAAAAAAUCCAAAGAAAGUUUAAAGAGCUAGCUGGUUUUAAGAGUGGUUAAGCUAUAUCACGCUUACUUAAGCAUAAGUUCUGCUUGGGUAAAAGCAAUACAUUGUUCAGAGUCUAUAUGUAUAUUCUAUUUUAUUAAAUUAAUUGAACCUAGUAUUGCAGGAUGUAGUACGUUUUGUGGCUUAAGGAUAUGGUUUAUUUUCUUCUGUUUCAAGUAUCUCAGAAUAUUCCUGAGAUUACAUUGUUUUUUUAAUGAAUAUUUUAACCUUUAAAAAAUACAUAUUUAAUCCUCCCCUUUUUUGUUUUUGUUUUGCAAAGCACAAGAUGUAGCCAUUAGUGCAUUACUGAGAAAAUGUGUCCCAUGGUCAAAUAGAAAUGAAAACAUUUGCAGUUAUAAUGUAUUCACUCACUAACCCCUCUACUAUUUUCUGUAGAAAAUAGCCAUUUGGAUAUUUUUUACAACUGU
Molecule: messenger RNA, 7395 nt
Organism: Rhineura floridana
Lineage: Eukaryota; Metazoa; Chordata; Lepidosauria; Squamata; Rhineuridae
Gene: CACNA1G
Product: calcium voltage-gated channel subunit alpha1 G
Exons: 35
Coding region: 14-6838 (2274 amino acids)
Biological process (GO): positive regulation of calcium ion-dependent exocytosis; membrane depolarization during action potential; neuronal action potential
Cellular component (GO): voltage-gated calcium channel complex; voltage-gated sodium channel complex; neuron projection
Molecular function (GO): voltage-gated sodium channel activity; low voltage-gated calcium channel activity
Source: RefSeq, a predicted model, not a curated record